Molecule: messenger RNA, 2315 nt
Organism: Gadus morhua (Atlantic cod)
Lineage: Eukaryota; Metazoa; Chordata; Actinopteri; Gadiformes; Gadidae
Gene: taf6
Product: TAF6 RNA polymerase II, TATA box binding protein (TBP)-associated factor
Exons: 15
Coding region: 208-2100 (630 amino acids)
Biological process (GO): RNA polymerase II preinitiation complex assembly; transcription initiation at RNA polymerase II promoter
Cellular component (GO): transcription factor TFIID complex; SLIK (SAGA-like) complex; SAGA complex
Molecular function (GO): RNA polymerase II general transcription initiation factor activity; transcription coactivator activity; protein heterodimerization activity
Source: RefSeq, a predicted model, not a curated record
CAGCUCAACGUGAAUCAAAAUGGCGUUAUUUCCGAAAAAGAGGUUGGAGCAGUUUCUAGUUAAAUAGUUAAAUGAAAAUAUGGAUAUAAAUCCUGCGAAAUUAUUCUGGCCAGAUAUAUUUUUGAAAAUAUUAGCACAAUUUGUUUUAUUUGCAUACGUUUUCGUGCAGCUUUGAUUGGGAUACAAUAUCGCAACAACACGGCAGCCAUGGCGGAGGAGCGACGGCCAAAGCAGUGCACUGUGGUCGUGCCCACGGAAUCAAUGAAGGCCAUGGCAGAGUCUAUAGGUGUAGGCCAGCUGCAAGAGGAGAGUUGCGUUGCCCUCAGUGACGAGGUCAGCUACAGAAUUAAAGAAAUUGCCCAGGAUGCUCUUAAGUUCAUGCACCAUGGAAAGCGGCGCAAAUUAACAACCAGUGACAUCGAUAACGCGCUCAAGCUAAAAAAUGUAGAGCCCUUGUACGGCUUCCAGUCCCAGGAUUUCAUCCCCUUCCGCUUCGCCAGCGGUGGCGGCAGGGAGCUUCACUUCUACGAAGAGAAAGAAGUGGACCUGAGUGACAUCAUCAACACGCCCCUGCCCCGUGUGCCCCUAGACGUUUCCCUCAAAGCCCAUUGGUUAAGCAUUGACGGUGUGCAGCCUGCGAUACCUGAAAAUCCACCGCCAGCUCCUAAAGAGCAGCAAAAGGCUGAAUCCACAGAGCCUCUGAAAGUGGUCAAGCCUGGCCAAGAGGAGGAUGGCAUACAGAACAAGACCCAGGGCGCAACUUCCGCAGAGAGCAAAGGAAAGGAUAAGGGUCUGAGGCUGAAGCCGCGCAGCACCCACGAGCUCUCUGUGGAGCAGCAGCUGUACUACAAGGAGAUCACAGAGGCCUGCGUGGGCUCCUGCGAAGCCAAGAGAGCCGAGGCACUGCAGAGUAUAGCAACAGACCCUGGGCUCUACCAGAUGCUCCCCAGGUUCAGCACGUUCAUCUCUGAGGGGGUGCGUGUGAAUGUGGUGCAGAACAACCUGGCUCUGCUCAUCUAUCUGAUGCGGAUGGUGAAGGCUCUGAUGGACAACCCCACCCUCUACCUGGAGAAAUACCUGCACGAGCUCAUCCCGGCCGUGGUGACCUGUAUCGUGAGCAAGCAGCUGUGCUUGCGGCCGGAUGUGGACAACCACUGGGCCCUGCGCGACUUUGCUGCCCGCCUCAUGGCCCAGAGCUGCAAGACCUUCAGCACCACCACCAACAACAUCCAGUCCCGCAUCACCAAGACAUUCACUAAAAGCUGGCUGGACGAGAAGACCCAGUGGACCACUCGCUACGGCUGCAUCGCAGGGCUGUCCGAGCUUGGCGCCGACGUGAUAAAGACUCUGAUUCUCCCCCGACUGACCAUCGAGGGGGCUCGCAUCAGAGCCGUGAUGGACGGGCCCGUGGUCUCCAACAUCGAUAAGAUCGGCGCGGACCACGUCCAGAGCCUCUUGUUGAAACACUGUGCCAGUGUCAUCGCCAAGACGCGGAACCCUCCGGACAACGUGGAGCAGUACCGGCUGGACUACGGCUACCUGGGUCCCAUGCUCUGCUCCCACGUGGUCAAGGCCCGCACCCAGGCCGCGCUGCAGGCCCAGCAGGUCAACAGAACUACCUUAACAAUAACACAGCCUCGCCCCACCCUCACAGUCUCCCAGAGCAGCCUCGGGGGCUCCGGGGGGCCUCGGACCCCCAGCAUCAUCAAGGUGCCCAGCUCCCUCACCCUGAUGUCCCCCCGCCCGGGGACGCCCACUCAGCCCUCUCCGCCAGCCACCAAGUACAUCGUCAUGGCAACCAGCUCGGGAGCGUCGUCGACCCAACAGGUGAUCACGCUGAGCUCCUCCCAGUCGGGCGGCACCAGCACGGUGCAGAGCGCCACCUCGGGCCUGCAGCCCCUGGUGAAGCUGGAGUCCGGGGGCGGGCCGGGGCUGACGGCGUCGCGGCCCAUGCAGAAGUACAUCGUGGUGUCCCUCCCCUCUUCGGCGUCCCUGGACGGCAAGGGCUCCGGGCUCACCGCCAUCUCCUCCUCCACGGCCCAGCUGGAGGCCGGCAUGAAGCUGGAGAGGUCCGACUCCCCCGGGGCGAGCACGCACUGAGACUAAGCCCGGACUGUACCCUCACGCACACACAUACACACACGUGCACACAAACACACAUACAUAACUCCACACACACACACAAAUUGUAAAUAACUUCAUGUUCUAUAAGAAAAAAAAAUCAGUAGGUCAAUGGGACAUUUGUAAUGGUUCGGCUGAUAUUCUGAUUUUGUUUACCUUUUUUAACUCUUAAAUAAAUCUGAUUUUGUAAGAAC